Molecule: messenger RNA, 1520 nt
Organism: Drosophila persimilis
Lineage: Eukaryota; Metazoa; Arthropoda; Insecta; Diptera; Drosophilidae
Gene: Slimp
Product: serine--tRNA synthetase-like protein Slimp
Exons: 1
Coding region: 37-1437 (466 amino acids)
Biological process (GO): seryl-tRNA aminoacylation
Cellular component (GO): mitochondrion
Molecular function (GO): serine-tRNA ligase activity; tRNA binding; ATP binding
Source: RefSeq, a predicted model, not a curated record
UGUUGUGAAAAUUGCUUGUCGUCGGCCGCUAAAGUAAUGUUAGGUCUUCAAAUUGUUUUAAGAAGCUGCCGUGCGGCUCAAAAGGGUUCCAUCAGGAAAAUCUCCGCUCUUUACAUAACCGGCGACAAGGCUAACGAAAACUAUGCGACUUUGCAGCCGUAUUUGGACUUCGCCGGAACCUUCGACGAGGCCGCGUCUUUGGAGCAGAGUAUCGCCAGCCGUGGCCUGGACAUCAGUGUGGAAAGUGUGUUCCGCAAGUACCAAAAGUACCAGACACACCAUGAGCAACUCCAGAGGGUGGUGGGAGAGCGUGAGGCAGUCACCAAAAAUCUCAAAGAAGUAACCAAAAAGGGAGGCAGCGAGCUGCAGAUUGAAGAGCUCAAAGAGCAGGGAAAAACGUUGCGCAACGAUUUGAAAGCCCUCAAACAGGCACUUUACCCCAUCGAGGAUGAUUUUAUACAUGAUUUUCUGCAUUUACCCAAUCGUCUGCAUGCCCAGUGUCCCACUGGAGACCGGGAGGUACUGCUCUAUCGUCAUAGCCUGCCGGGCAGCACUAGCAACGUACCAUCCCAUUUAGAACGGAAAGAUCUUAUUCACUUUGUGGAUAAUAAUCGCUAUUACAUGAUGGAGCAGGCAGCUCAUUUUGAUGUCAAUGCCAUGCAGUCGUUGGGCCGCUAUUUCGUCACCAAAGGAGACUUUGUUCAAACCGCCAAUCCUGACUUUGUGCGCUGUGUUCUUUUGGAGGCCAACGCCACGCCCUUGGCCGACUAUCACAUGGUCAGGGAGGAGCAUCUCCAAAACAAGAUAAAUACUGCUUACCUGACCGGUGGUGCCGCUUUCGAGAGCUAUCUGGGGGCCAUGACUAAGCUUUGCGUCUACCCCUCUGUGCUGCCCCUGCGCUAUGUCUGCUGUGGACGCAGCUACAAUCGCGCCGAAGCUCAGCAUUACGGACCUACUCCCAGUCUCUAUACAGCCACCCAAACAAAUGCUGUGCAAAGCUUUGUGGCCACCCAAACGGCGGACGAAGCAAACGCUCAGCUGGAACAUAUCCUGAGCCUUGCUAUCGACUUCUACAAGGCCCUAGACGUGCCCUUUCGCAUUGUGUAUGCGCCAGCGGCAAGCCUAACUCCGUCGGAAAGCCUGCGUGCGGUCAUCGAGGUAUAUGCCCCGUCGCUUCAGCGUUACGUCUGUGUGGGACGAAUCAGUAACUACGGAGACUUUGUGUCAAAACGCAUUCUGUUUAGUACGAGGCGGGAAAAGCACUACGAUUUCUUGCAUUUAGUUGGAGGACCCGUGCUAUACACCACGCGACUGAUAGCGGCGUUGCUGGAACACAACAUACGCCUGGUGGAUUGCAAACUGGUGGGGGCCUCCUCCUCCGGUGGGAAACCUACGAUGGAGCAGGAUCUGCAGCAGUUCAAGGACCUCUUCACAUAGAGAUCGAGAGAGGGAUCUUUGUUCAGUUUGUAUGUGGUGUGCUUAGGUCUAACAAUAAGUAAAAAGUUAAGUUUUACAUACAA